AUUCAAUGCAAACAUGUCCAGGGCCCCGAGCCCCCCACCUCCGUCUGAAAUGUCCAAUGCGCCCAUCGCAGAAAGCUGGUGCUACACACAGGUUAAGGUUGUGAAGUUCUCUUAUAUGUGGACCAUCAACAAUUUCAGCUUCUGUCGUGAAGAAAUGGGCCAAGUUCUCAAGAGUUCUACAUUUUCAGCAGGCACCAAUGAUACAUUGAAAUGGUGCCUACGCAUAAACCCCGAGGGUCUUGACGAAGAGAGCAAAGAUUACCUAUCGUUGUACUUGGUAUUGGUCAGCUGUCCCAAGAGUGAAGUCUACGCCAAGUUCAAGAUUUCUAUUCUUAAUGCCAAGGGAGAGGAAACCAAGGCUAUGGAGAGCCCGCGAGCAUACCGCUUUGUCCAAGGAAAAGACUGGGGAUUUAAAAAAUUCAUUCGAAGAGAUUUUUUGCUUGAUGAAUCUAAUAGCUUGCUUCCAGAUAACAAACUGACACUCUUUGGUGAAGUUAGUGUGGUGCAGGAUUCCGUGAACAUUUCUGGUCAAUCCAGCAUGAGUACAUUGAUAGUGCCAGAUUGCCGGCUGGCAGUUGACUUCGGGGAGAUCUGGGACAAUUCCCGCUUCACUGACUGCCUGCUUCGUGUUGGUGGCCAGGAGUUUAAAGCACACAAGGCCGUAUUGGCAGGUCGGUCACUUGUUUUUAAUGCUAUGUUUGAACAUGAAAUGGAAGAGAGCAAAAAGAAUCGAGUGGAGAUUAAUGAUGUGGAGCCUGACGUGUUCAAGGAAAUGAUGAGUUUUGUCUAUACGGGAAGGGCUCCAAACCUGGAGAAGAUGGCUGAUGAGCUGCUGGCCGCUGCUGACAAGUAUGCAUUAGAGAGGUUGAAGGUGAUGUGCGAGGAGGCACUAUGCACAAACUUGUCGGUGGAAAAUGUUGUAGAGACUUUGAUCUUGGCCGAUUUGCACAGUGCAGAGCAGUUGAAGGCCCGGGCCAUUGACUUCAUAAUAAACAGGCAAGUCUAUCAUGCGAUGGACGUAAUGGAGACGGCGGGCUGGAAGUCCAUGGUUCUGUCUCGCCCUCACCUGGUUGCGGAUGCUUUCCGUGCCUUGGCCACGGCCCAGUCUCCACAGCUGGGACCUCCAUGCAAGCGUCUCAAACAGACUUAACGGUGGCAGGCAAAGAACAUCUAUGACCAGGAAAACUUUGGCUGCACGGUGCGGUUAUUUACCUGUGGCCUCCAUGCAAACAACCGUGAAGACUUUGCAUCAGACUACCAACUUUCCUCUGCUUUGAAAAUAAUGUUAAUUUAAGCAAAUAUGUUUACUUUCACAAAAAGGUGGCCAAAUUCACUUUACCAUGUAAUAUAGUGUUACAUCUAUACAUCUACAACUCUAUAAACAAGUAUAUAUGUAGAAAAAGUGGAAAACUACAACCUAAUAAACACCACGACAUAUCCCAAUUGAGAGAGUGUAAAAUAAAACGUUCGAUGUGAUUGUCCCUAGGUGGCAGGACAAUUUGGUUCAAUUGUUUAGUUAAGCAAAAACAGAAUGGUCUAAAACCCUGCAAUGUCUACCUUAACGUGAAGGAUGAGUAUUCGUCCAGUGUCUGUGUACUCAAGGUUACAGAUAGUGGUAUAGGGAACAACCAGUUCUGAAAGAUAAGAAUGUGCCAAGCCAUAUAAGGCCUUAAUUCAAGAGGUAAACUUUUCAGAUUGAUUUUUCAUUGCACAGACAGCUUAUGCAUUGACUAGAACAGGAGUACUAUGAUUGCGCGAGUUUGAAGACUGACAAAGAUAAUAUUGCAGUCGUGUAUCCUGCGUAUAACAAAGCAUGGAUGGAGUGCUCGGUGUAAGAAAAGGCAAGGCACAGCAUCAAUUUGGCCAUGUUACGCAGUUGAUAACAUUUCACUUUUUUGCUCGUAUGGGCUUUCAUGUAUGACCCAAAGGUUUUUGACUUACAACAAAAGUAAAUCUUAUGUCCAUCAAUUUAGUAGUUUGUAUUCACGGAAACAAGAUGUGCUGUUUUCUAAGUUUUGUUUCGUAUUAUAUUGUAAUGAUUUGUUUUUAUUAUGAAUUUCAUCUAUUACCAACUCGUAGCAUCAUGUCAACCCAGAGUUUUACGUGAUUGGAAGGACCAUAAUUUUUGCAUCAGCGCUGUUUUACGUAACCUCUCACUUAAAAUUAAAUUGUACAUAAAAUUGCAUAAGCUUUGAAGGAUUACACACAUAGAUUUGG
Molecule: messenger RNA, 2217 nt
Organism: Petromyzon marinus (sea lamprey)
Lineage: Eukaryota; Metazoa; Chordata; Hyperoartia; Petromyzontiformes; Petromyzontidae
Source: RefSeq, a predicted model, not a curated record